AUGGAUCUCAAGCGGGAAGAACGAAUAUGGAAGGUAAUCCUCUUUCGUGACAGGCCAAAACAAGUUGCACCUCAGCGUUUCCUUGAAGCAUUUGAAGCCGAGGAUUGGAAAAUUACCGGCGAAGACACUGAUGCGGAUUACGCUCUAUUUCUCGAAAAGCUCUCCAAGUGUAAAACAGCAGCAGCAGCAGCAGUCAAAGUUGUCAAAAGUUCCCGAACACGUCUUAAUCAAAAAACGUUGGCGUUUUUUCAGCUGAGAAGUGCAAUGGCAGCGGAAAGCAAAACUGGCCUGGAAUAUAAAAUUCUUUGCAAGCACGUGCAAAGAUUAAUGAAGGAGGACAACUACCGACAGAAUAAGCUAAAAGAAGCGGCAUCACAAAAAUUAUGCAUAAAAAGAGUCUACCGAGAAAUUCAAGUGCGUCAAAAUCUGUCGGUGGCGUUUGUUGACAAAACCGAUCGCGGGACAACAAACCGACGUCAAAUGGAAUCUAUUUGUAAGGAUUUUUUCAGUCAGUUCUCGCCGAUUGUCACUAUCGAAAGCCCAAUAAAACAAGCAACGUCCGCUGCGCCAGAUAUAGAGCCGUGCAAAGUCGAACAUGAAGUUCGCAGCAUGAAUGCAAGAAAAGCAGCAGGAAUAGAUAAACUUCGGGCUGGAGGCAAAAGGCUGUUCAAAGUAUCCAGUUCUCAUUUUCCUUGGUAUUUCAAUUUCAGCAGGAUUUCAGCAAUACCACUGUUCUCCCUGUACUGCUUUAUGGAUGCGAAACGUGGAACACUGCUAUCGCAGAAGAAAAGAAACCAGCCGUUGCACAACGAUCAACGGAGAGAUGAAUGUUUGGUGUCAGCAGAACACAGCGUACACGCAACAAUGAGGUUCGAUUAA
This is a messenger RNA of Gongylonema pulchrum, 879 nucleotides long. Lineage: Eukaryota; Metazoa; Nematoda; Chromadorea; Rhabditida; Gongylonematidae. The record is from the annotation of a GenBank genome assembly.